Teleopsis dalmanni is the source of this 11472-nucleotide messenger RNA. Bases 1 to 11367 code for a protein of 3788 amino acids. Gene Ontology annotation, molecular function: protein binding. The transcript is spliced from 11 exons. The record is from RefSeq and is a predicted model, not a curated record. Lineage: Eukaryota; Metazoa; Arthropoda; Insecta; Diptera; Diopsidae.
AUGCCUGUUGUGAAUUUACCUCGAGUUCCAGAUGGUCUUCGAGAUCUAAUGAAAAGUUUAACACGGGAAGUUUUACGUGAGAAACCAGAAAAUAUUUAUGAAUUUUCUGCUCAAUAUUUUGAAUCGAAAUUGGAUAAAAAGAAUGAAUAUAUUGUAAAGAGUUUUGAACCAGUAACAAUAUUGGAAAUCGGUACCAGAACACGUCAAGAAUUACCACUUUCGUUGGUCUACACAAUUAUACCUCAAGGACUUACUGAACUAAUUAAAGAUUUCAUAAAAGCUGUACUCAGAGAAAAUCCAAGCAAUUUAUGUGAAUUUGCAGUACAGUACUUUCGAAACUUACAAAAUUUAAAUGAAUUACAAAAUUCUAUUCGAUAUACUGAAUAUGAAAAUUAUAUCGGUAACAAGGAGCGAUUUUCCUUUACGCCAUACCUUAAUGGAAAGUGCAUUUGUGGAAGAACAAUUAGAACCAAUAAUAAAGAUUUUUUAUAUAAUGAAAAUGUAUCUAACUUUCCGCAAAAUUUCGAAGCUAAAAAUAAUCACAGUGAUAAACACCUAAUUACAACAACUAUUUAUACUACAAAUGAAAAAUCGAUAGACACCCAUUACGGUGAAAAAUAUGUGAAAGCAGUGUACAUCAUACAAAGGUUUCUGAAGCGUUGCUAUAAGAUGAGACGUGAUGUGCGAAAUGUGGCAUACCCAAGUGACAUCAGCAAAUCAAAUGAGGUUCAGUACGACAAAAUGUCUGUGGAAACCGCGGCUUUUAUCAUACAACGGUCAUUAAGAAAACUACUGAAAAAAAAUAGACUUCAAAAACAAAUGCCAACAAAUACAGUAAAUAUGUUAAAAUUAGAACCUUCAAAUCAUAAUGAAGAAACCAAUGACAAUGCUUCUGAAGCCGCCUCAUAUACUUCAGCAUCCACCGUUCUAAUGUCGGCAGAGUCGCUUGGUGAAUAUUCUGAUAUGGGUAUUGCAAAUUACGAAGAGGGGGUGCUACAAGAAACUAUUAUCGAGGACGAGGAAACGGAUAAUGACCACUCAAAUAUUUCGCAGAACGCAAGUUUAAGUAGAAAUAAACGCGAUGUUUCAAAUAUUUUGGAUGGGAAAAUUCCAGAAACAAAUAAAAUUACUCAAGGUUUCCACGAAAAUAACGAAUUAGAAAACAAAAAUGUCAUUGGUAGCACUGAAAUUGAAUCUAUUGAUUCUCUGACAUAUAAAAAUGUAUCACAAACAAAAGAUAUAGCAUCAUUACAAGAAAACGAUAAAGUGAUUUAUGAGAAAUUUUUAAAAGAUGUACCAAAACAAAUAACAAAUCCUACAGAAACUCCACAACUUAGUAAUGAGCAGAUGAACAACGAUUCCACGGCAACUGAUGAAGAAGAUAGAGAAUCAAAUAUGAAACCAGAUGUAACAAUAGAAACUAUAGACAAAGAAUAUGAAACUGAUAAUAAUAAAGCAAAUGACAACGAAAACUUGGAAAAAUCUUUAAUGACGGAAGACGGUUUCAUUAACAGCACCACAGGGGAAUUAGAUGGUGGAGAAAUGAAAACAACUGAAACUGAAAAUAAUACAGAUAAAAUCGAUCAAAUUGAACAAGAUUUCGAAUUAAAAGGUCAUAAAUUAGAAACUGAAGAAAGCCUAACAGAAACUACAAAACAAGAUGAAGAAUAUAAUUUAGAUGCAAAUGAUACUUUGGAUUUAAAAGGCAUAGAAAAAUUAAUUAAAAAUGAAAACGAUUCAGAAAAUGCAGCUGAAAGUGAUAAACCAGGACACCACUCGGAAAUCUCUAAUAAAGCUGAUGAUAAAAACGAUGUUUCAGGAAUCGAUAAACUACAUAAUGAAGACUUACACAAUGCAUCCAUAGAAACUGUCACCGAAGAGAAAAUUAAUGAAAAUCAAAAAAAGAAAAUUAAAAAAUCUUUGGAUGAUUCAACUAACUAUUUGAACCACCAUGAUAUGUUGGUAGAGGAAAAAUCCGAAAUCGAAAACCAAACCCAAGAAAAUAAACCCGAAAAUAAAGAAUAUAUUCCUAUAAACAUGAAGAAUUUACCUAAAGAACUUUCAGAACAGGAUGGGGCUAAUAAUACAGACGAUAUGAGAAAUGAAAAAUUCCAUGUAAAAGAGAGUUCUAGAGAAUUAAAAAAAAUUACCAAUCAAGACAAUAACGAAACGGCUUUCAACGACAUAGAAAACCAAAAUAGAAGUAAUGAAAAAUCUGCUGAUGAAUUUAUGGAAACUGACGAAAAAAUGGAUAAGAAGUUUCUUCAAGAACCAAAUCGUACAGAAGGAAUUUCUGAAAAAACCGAAAACUAUACCGAAAAUAUUCCAAAAGAUGAUACAAAUAUAGUGGCUGAAGAUGACUCCGCAGAAUACGGUGAGCACAAUACAAUCAUUGGGGAAGAAAAUUAUACGGACCCUAAUAAAAUUAUUGAAAAUGCUGAAACAGAGUCAAAUGAAAACAUUGACAUUGAGAAAAGCAAUGGAAAUUCCUUAGAAGCAAAUACAGAUAAAGCAUUAACCAAACAGGCAUCUGAAGAGAAAAAAAAUAAACCUGAAAAUGAAGCUACAAUGGAAGUACAAAAUGAAAAUAAAUCGUCUGCAUCUAUGGAAGAAUCUAAAAAUUAUGGUAACGCCAAUAUUGAAGAUUCAAAUAAAAUUGAAAACCAAUGCAUAACAGACGAAAAAAAUACUGAUGUUGCUGAUAUGGAAAAAUUCAAAAAAAGCUUAGAAAUUGAUCAGCCAGCAAUUAACUCUUCAAGAGAUCAACCCAUUGAACAUACCAUCAUUGAAGAACUUACUACACCCGAUAUUCAUAGAGCACAAGAUAAUGAAAAUAAUAACUUAAAAGUUAAAAUACCAAAAGGUAGUUCGUUACAAGAUAUUUUAAAUGAAAAUAAAGAUGAAAAUGAAAUCUUCGAUCAAAUAAAGCAUGAAAAUGAAAAUAAUGAGACAAGAACCAUUGCUGAUGAUUCUACUUUAAACAAUAAAAGAAUAGACCAUUCUUUAACGAAUAAUUCAAAUACAGUUGAAUCUGAAAAUAUAGAAUCUGAAGAUAUAGUUUCUGAUCAAUUUAAAUCUCAAACUGACGAAGACCUUUUUAACACUAAUAUUGAUUCAAGUAGUAUUGAUACUAGAAAUACAGAUGAUGAAUUAGAAGAACAUAAGCAUAUCAAGGAUAGUAAUUCUUUAGAAAAUAUUUCUGCUGAAUUGGGAAACUCUAAACGUUUAAUUGAAAAUAAUAUACAGUUAGCAGAUAUUGACAUUAAUAACGAAAUGGAUGAAAGUUUGAAAACCAAUAAUGAAAAAGAUAAAAUUUUAGAUGAUAAUAAAACCGAUGAAAGCAAUUUAGAGAAUAAAAUACAUGAAGACUUAACUAAUCACGAAAUCAAUAAACCUCAAGAACAUGAAAAUAAAAAUAAUAAUAUUGUUGCCUCACCACAAUCAAAAAUGAAUUCUCUUGAAUCCAUUGCUACCGAAUCUAAAACUGAGAGAACAGUAUUGAUUCAAUCAAAUGCAGAUAAAGACGCCUUUGGGAAUAAUAACAAUACUGUUAAACAUAGUGAUUCUUUAAAACCAUAUGAUGAAAUCGGAGAAGAUAAAAUAAUUGAUAGCCAAAAAGAAAAUUCUUUUGAACCUAUGUCUACAGAUUCUAAAAAUGAGAAAGAAGUCUUUGAAUCCAUUAGCGCAGCUGAAGCUGAGUUCCGGGACAAUAACUCAGAUGAUGAAAAACAAACAGAGAAUCCUUUAAGUGUAAUGUCUUCUGAACCCAAAAUGGAGAAAAAAGAUAUUCAUCAAUUAAGUACAGAUAAUAUCAAGUCACUCAAUAGUGAAGAUAAAACAGACGAAAUCCACAAUGAUCCUGCCACGUCAGAUAAUGAACUCCGAGAAAAUAAAAUAAUUAGUGCUGCGAAGGAAAAUUCCUCAGAAACAAUUACUCCUACACCUCAAAAUGAGGAAAAAUAUUCUGAACAAAUAAAUGCGGGUGACAUAAAAUACGGAAUCCCUAGUUCGGAAAAUGAAGACGUUCAUUCAGCAAAAACGACUGAUGACUCUAAAGAAACUGUUAUACGAAAAGAAAUUUGUCCAGAAGCAAUUCUUGACAAACAUGAAACAGAGAAGAAAAUAUUGGAUGAAUCAAAUUCACAUGCAGUUAGGUCUCUUAAUGAAGUAGAUAACGUAAAACAGAAAAAUAUUCAACCCACACAAUUAGAUGAUGAAAUCCAAGAAGAUUCGAACAUUGUUAACCAGGAUAAAAGAAACUUAAAUGGAGUUUCUGCUAAAUCAGAAAUUGAUAAAAAUGUUUUUAAUAAUUCAAAUUCAGAUGAAACCAUAAAUCAAAAUUCUGAAGUUAACGUCGAUUAUAUCCAAAUUAAACCAACAAAACUUGAUGAUGAAAUUCAAAACGAUAAAAUAAGUGAUACCCUUAAAACAAGUUUAACCGAACAUGAAACUGAGAAAGAAUUGGUUGAUAUAUUAAGUGAAGAUAAAGAUAAGUCUUUUAACAUUGAAGUUAACACCGAAAACGCAAAAAUCGAUUCCUUUCCUGCAGAUAAUGAAAGAGAUACAGACGCAGAAAAUAAAAUAGUAAAUUCUUUGGAAGAUGUGCAUGAAAAAGAGAUUAAAAAUGAAACUCCAGAAGAUUCACUCAAUAGUGAGAUCAGGAAAGAUUUAAAAGAGGAAGAAAUGAGCAAGAAAGGAACAAAUAAAAAAGAAAAUAGUUUAGAAUGUGGCACUCACAAUGAAAGCUUAGACCAAAACUUGAAUAUAACCGAUGGAAUUAAUACUACUGAAGACAUUUCGGAAAAUUCAAAUUUUGAUCAAACUUUCAGUGAUCUUGGAAAUAUUAAUUUGAAUGAUAUGAAAUACAGCAAAACAGAGAUUCUCGAAUCUGAAGACAAGAAACCUGAGAUAAGCAUAACGAAAAAUUUAGUUACUUGUUCUGAUGGAGAAUCUAAGAAAAGCAAUAACGACACUGAAGAAAUAAAGUUAAGUAACAAUGAUAUUGUGGGAAAAGACACAGCAGAAUCUGAACAACUUAUUGUACACAGAAACCAAGAAGAAAAUAAAAAUCAAGACGAAGAAGAUUUUAAAGUUGAUCAGAAAGACACUGAAAUAAAUCGUAGAAAUAAAAGUGAAGAAAGCGAUAUUUUGGCAAAAGCAGAAAUGACCAUAGCAUCCAAAGAAAAGGAUUAUAAAGACGAUCACUUUACUAAUGAGGUUAAUAUUAAUAAAAAUUCAGAAAAGAAAAUAAGUCCACAUAUCAGUAUUGAUGAUUCAGAAGAUUUACAAUUGCAAAGACCAGCAAGUAAGACAAACAUUUUAGAAGUAAUCACUGCUAAAACCAAUGAGGACACCAAUAAAAGUGCGCAAUCGGAAGGUGUAUUUACCGAAAACAAAUCAGAAUUAAGUGAUGAUGAAUUAAAUGUUGAAAAUGAACUGAAACUAUUGAGAGAUUGGGCUGAUUGUCAAACUGAUUUAGAACCAAAAAUAAUGAAAUCUGAUUUAGAAGACGAAUUAAGCAGUUUUGAAAAAGAAAAUAAAGAACAUCCGAUUUCAUUGAAAAACAACGAUUCCAUGAAAACUGAAAACACUGUGGAUACUCAUUCCAUAGUACAAGUUAAUGACAUAAACAGCAAAUUAAUUGAUGAAAAUAGCUUAGAAAACCAAAACCAAAGUGAAAAGGAGACACGUGAUCAUAUUCAAGUAACUGAAAAUGCAGCAGUUCAUCACCCAAGCUUCGAAGAAGAAAAUUUAUCAGAUGAACAAAAAGACAACACAACCGCUAAAGAAGAUUUCUUAGAAAAAGAAGAUGUCAAAAAACUUGAAAAUAAUGUCAAGACUUCAAACCAUUCUAAUAUUGCAAUGCCCGAACCUAUCUCGGUGGAACUGGAUGAAACUAAGGAGAACGAUGAGACAACGCAUACAAAUCAAUUAGGGGGUAUAUCAGAGUCAACUAUUACUAACACUUUAGAUAUUGAUAAUUUAACACCAGAGUCUAAUAUUGGCACAGUAAAUUCACACAAUUAUUCUAACAAAAUUGGCAGUAGUGAAAAUGUUAGUGAAAAUACUUUAAAUCUUCAAAAUUCUGAAGUGAAUCCUAAAUAUAUCAAAGAGAAUAUACGUACGAAUUAUGCUGGUCAGAUAACAGGACCCCUAAUGGCAGAAGUGCAUCUGAAAUCCUUUACGCUUAAUAAUCCGCCGGAAGCAGGAAUGAGAGGUUUUCCUUGGACAAACGAGAAUAAUGUCGAGAGUUCAACAAAUAUUGGUAAAAAAAUACCACAAGAAAAUACUCAUAAUGAUAUAACUUUAGAAGAUAAUCAAAAAUCUAUCAACUUGGGGAUGGAAGAAAAUAAAAUCAAUGCAGAAACUAAUAUCGGUCCCGAUAGACAUAUGAAUGGAAAUAAAACAGCUGAAGAACCAAUUAUUAAACCAACUACUGAAAAUAAUCGAACUGCUACUUAUUUAUAUGGCAUACAUACAGCUUUGAAGGAUUUAAAUCAAACUCAAAAAGAUUAUAAACCUGCUGAAGCUUUCACUAUUCCUUUUCAUGACCCUAAAGUAAUGUUACAAGAGACUACGGAUUCGAAGAUACUCCCUGCUAAUGACGAUAAUACAUUUGAGCAAUACGACGAUGAUUUUCCUAAGUAUACUGAAGUGCAAGGAAAUGAAAGCGUAGUUCUAGAUGAAAAUGAAAAUAAAGUUAAUGAUGAAAUCUUGGAUUCGGAAACGCCAACAAAAUUAUUCAAUGAACUUGAAGCCUUUGAUUUCAACCAAAAUGUAGAAAGUUCUCCAGACAUGGCUGUCACUUACACAGCUGAAGAAGCUAUGUCGUUAUUAUUAAACAAUCCGAGUUCAACUCUGCAUACCAUAGUAGAACAAAAUGAAAACGAGACUCCGCGUUCUACAAAGACUGAAAAUAGCAAACGUAGUAGUGUGAAAUUGCAACUUGAUGACACAGAAAAAGUUACUGAGACCUUAAGAAAUGAUAAAUUAGUCUCUGAUGCAAAAAUUGAACUCAUUGAUAGUUGGUCUCCUACCAAGAGGCUUAAUGAAAACGUAAAUUCAGAAGAGACUGAAGAAUCAGAAGGUCACAGUAGAAAACGUGGUAAAAGGUCUAUAGAUAAUGACUUUAUUGUUAGUGAUAAAGAAAAUCAGAAAACAAACAAUGACGAUAAACAUGAAUUAAAAGAAAUCCCCCAAAGUAAACCGGUCGCAGCAAAUAAAGAUCGUUUUAUGUUAGAAAAAAAUUCAGAUCCAACAAACAGUGAAAUAAAAAUGGAAGAAGAAGUGAAUAAGAAAGCUCUUAGUUUCGAUGAAACACAACCUGAAAUACUUAAGGUUGACACAAGUGACAACUACACAGUAAAUAGUAAAAAUUCUAUGAAUGAUUUACAAGAAUAUUUAGCCAUCGAAAAAGCUGUCAUGAAUUCUCAACCUCACAACAACGAUUCAAAUUUGCAACCACUUCAUUCAUCUGUAGAUGUAAAUAAAACUGAUACGAAUUCAACUUCUGUUGAUAUUACAGCGGAAACAAGAAACCCAUUGGGAGCAAAAAAUUUAUUAGGAGAAGAAAAAAUAUUUCCUGCAGCUAUAGAGGAAACAUAUAUUGAAAAAACUACGUCAAAAUCGGAUAUUAUUUUAAACCAAAAUGUUAAUGAUGAUCUUACUUACAUUAAAACUGAUGAAGAAUUGAACUAUGAAUUCAACAAAAAUAAUCCUAACCAGAUCAUCACUGAGAAUACUGAAGUACCGGCACCUAUAAAGGAAAAUGUACACGACAGAUCUUUUAUAGAUUUAGUUGACGAAAAUAUAAAAACCGAUAAAGCCAGUCAUCCAGAAGGAAAUGAAAACAUUUUAAAGGUUCUGAACGAAAUACCAUCCGAAGACACAGAUGUCAUUAUUUUAGAAAACGAUAUUAAAGAAAUAGAACCAAUAACUCAAAAGAGCCAAGUACAGAAUAUUGGUAAUGAUAUUUUGAAAAAAAUUGGUAAUUUGGUUGUACCAAAACAAUCAAAUGAAGAAAUAAAAAUAUCAGAUACUAAUAGCUAUGACACUGAACACAUAAAUGAAACUAUUAAUCUUGCACCUGCAAGCUGCUCAAAUCUAGAACCAGAAAACGCAGACCUGUUAGAUAAGAACAACGAACAAAAUUUAGGUAAAACGUACGUUAAAGAAAAUGCUUCAUAUCCAAUUUCAGAAAAUAGAUUUCAAAGUACCAAUACCGAACUCAUAAGUACGAAUACCGAUAAAAAAUUAAUUCCAGAUGAAGAGAAUGGAUAUUUGUUGGAAGUAAGGACUCCACUAAAAGAAGAACAAAUGUUGGCUAUUAAUAACUCCGAUAUGGAAUUUAAAAAUGCUGAUAACUUAAACUUGCAAGACAAUGAACUAAAUUUAGGAAGAACCUACGUUAUAGAUAGCAUUUCUGAGUCAGAUAAUACCGUUAAAAACAUCAACACUGAAUUGAAAAGUGAGGACGUUGACAUAAAUUUAAUUAAAGAGGAUGAAGAACGAAAGGACAAAAAUGAACUUUUAAUUGAUGACACGGGAUCAAAUGAUUUAAAAGAAAAUUUAAACGAGAAAACUGAACUUUUAAUUGAUGACAGAGGAUCGAAUGAUUUAAAAGAACCAUGGACAUUGCUACAAGAACGUAUAAGUUCUGCAGAAAAAUUAAUUUCGGAAACUGUUUUUUAUGAUACAACACAAAUAGACUAUGUGCAAGAAACGCUUCAAGACCUCAAGAACUCUGCUAAUGAGUUAAACAAUAUUGAAAGUCUUAUGUUGAAUGCUCCAACUCCACCAGAAACACCACCUGGAAUGACUGACGCUGUUAAUAAUGACUUCGAUUUGAGUCAAGCGGAGCAAUUAGAAAAUCGUAACAAAGCUGCAAUUGUCAUACAGAAAUUUUUUAAAAACUAUUUAAAAGCUAAAAAAAAUGGACCCAUAUCGGAUAAUUCAAUUAAUAAAAAUGACACUACACUAAAUAAACGGCCUUUCGAAAAUAACGAUUCAGAAAAUAAAAGAAAUAUUGCUGCUGCUGUGAUUCAGACCGUAUUUAAAAAUUAUAUGAAAAAGAAAGCCAGGGAAACUGAAAACAAAUUAUCUAAAAAUAACUCAUGGAACGAUUCAUAUGUUACGGAAAUAUAUGUUGGAACUGACUUGGGAGAUAGGCAAAACGAGGACUCCAAAUCAUUAUCCAGCUUAGAAUUUAAAAGUGACACAUUCAAUGAAAAUGAUAACAUAGUGCAACAUGAAUUGAAUAAUAUGGAACCAACAGCACCAACGGAAGCCGAAGUGAUGGAAGAAGAUGCUGAAAAGGUUAAAGUGAAUUGGUUUGUGGGUAAUGUACCAAUUAAGCCAACAGAUUAUGAGUACAGCAGGAAUGAAGAGAGUACAAAACGCAAUUCUAUAUCCUCCGACUCUGAAAGUAGUUUAGAAAAUGAUGCAUGCGAUAAUAAUUUGAGUAAAAGUAUAUCAGCACCAGACUUAUUGGCAACUAAAAAAGUAGAUAGUACCGGUAGUUUGCUUACAAAAGAUUCCACACAUAUUGAAGACAAAUUCAAUAACUCAACAAAUGAUAUUCAAAAUAAUGGGGAUUAUAAAAAUUUAACGCACACAAAUAUUCUAGAAAAUUCCGUUACAGAGAGUGCAGAACAUUUGGAAGAGGUUAAUAAGAACAGCAGGAUUCAAUCGACUGAAGUUGAACUUGGAGAGAAAUUGAAAGAGGGAAAGGAAAAUGAACAUAUCCAAAGCGCUAAUGUAGCAGAUCACGUAUCGUUUGACACUAAUCAAGUUGAUGAUAAUGUUCCAAAAACUACUGAAAAAGCAGAAGAGGAAGAGAAUAUUCAUCAGUAUACAAUCAAUUCAGAUCUUAUCCAAAAGGAACUUGAUUUCUUAAAUUCUGAAAGAAACUUCAGUAGCACCAGUAUUCCUUAUACUCGAUUCAAAACAACAGAUGAAGAAGUUGAGAGUACUGAGCUAAAAUCUCAAACAAGUGAACUUAGCAAUGAUGUGGACACAUCAACAGACGAUGCAUUCGAGGCAGUAACUGAAAAACUUGAUGAUGCCACAGUAAUUAUAUCAAGAAUGCAACAACGACGUGCAUCUGAAACCCUAAUAAAUACUGGAGAUGAGAAAUUAAAACGAGAAACCAGUUUUGAUGAGCCAAUUAUCAAAUCUAUGCAAGAACUACAAGAACAAAAAUCAACAGAUGUUGAAGAUGAUGAUAUUAUAAUUAUGGAGGAUUUGCAGCGUGAAGAGACUCGUGAGAGUUCUGCGCAAAGCGACUCUGUUGUUUUCGGUACAGAAAAUUUGCAAGAUAUUGAGAUUGUUUUUGGUCAGGAUGACACCGAAAUAGAUGUAAUGCCAAGGGCUUCUUUAAAACGAUUAUACACUAUAGCUGGUGAAGAUCCGAAAACGCUUUUUAAAUCAGUUACUAUCGAUGAAACUAUUAAAUAUAUUGACCCAACUGAAAGCGAUGAAACUCUAACAAGCGGAAAUAGUUUCUGUCUUGAUGAUGACACUUCAGAAAAUAUACGCAAAAAAAUGAUGGCAUACUCAUUGUCUGAUGCAGAUUCUGAUUUCUAUGAAUCAAGUGCUGAUUUUAAAAACUCUAGCAUUGAAAAAUCUAAAUUCACACAAAGCGAUUUUAAUGUAAGCACUGCUUUAAUGGACACUACUGGCACAUCCACUGAAACUGAAUCAACUAUAGUAUCUGCUGCAACUAAGAUACAAGCAGGAGCUAGAGGAUUUAUAACAAGGCGACGACUUCGGCGUGCAAGUGCUGGUACUAAAUCGUCGAUACAGGAUUAUUCUUUACAAGAUGAUAACAAGGCUUCAUUUGGUAAUGAUGCUAUUAGUGAAUCAUUAGAGAAAUUUGUUGAAGAUGAAGCAGCUAAAAAAAUACAAAGCGCUUAUCGGUCACAUCUACGAAAAAUAAAUAAGAAAAUUCGGAAUGAUAGAGAUUUGAGCUCUUUGCCUACAACAAGUAUGGAAAACACAUUGGCUGCAAGACGUUUAACCUUACAAAGAGGCGAUGCUUUACGCAACGACUCAACACCAGAUGAAGAUAAUGGAUCGAGUAGUAAUGGGAAACCCAUAAAAACACGUAAUAAAGUCAAUACCAAAGAUAUGCAUCCAAUUAAGUCAGUUGUGCUAUCAAAUAAAUCCAACACAGCUGCUGCGGCAUCUAAUGCUGAUCGAAUAAAGAAAAUAAGUGACAACAAACUUAAAUGGCUAGCGAUGCGACAAAAUUCUAUGCCAGUGCAAAUUGAUUCGGAAGUAUUCCGCGUCAUCCCAAAACAUAUGCGUAAGAGGAAUAAGAGCGCUGAAAGUGAGAAAAAAAUUCGCAGACGUGUACUAUAUGAUUAAGUGAGAAGGCUUAACUAAAUAAUUAUUUAGAAUUAUUGUUAACAUUUAUGAAAGUAUAUGCGUGGCUUAGAUAUAAAAAUGUUUCUGCAUAUUUUUAAAAAAUAA